Messenger RNA from Suillus subaureus, 1698 nucleotides. RefSeq names its product VIT family-domain-containing protein. NCBI's taxonomy places the organism in Eukaryota, Fungi, Basidiomycota, Agaricomycetes, Boletales, Suillaceae. Gene Ontology annotation, biological process: intracellular manganese ion homeostasis. Gene Ontology annotation, molecular function: manganese ion transmembrane transporter activity; iron ion transmembrane transporter activity. Bases 1 to 1698 code for a protein of 565 amino acids. The transcript is spliced from 11 exons. Gene Ontology annotation, cellular component: fungal-type vacuole membrane. The record is from RefSeq and is a predicted model, not a curated record.
AUGACUUCAACUCACCAGGUGUCUACCAGCACUACCGCAACUGUGGUUCCCCUACCGAGCAGAGAUGCUAUGUCUGGCAGUUCGGUCAAUAAAACACUACCAGUGUGGUCACUGGAGUCUAACGGAACCUUAACUCCACCACUCACCGAAAAAUGCGAUAGACUUAGUCGCCAGGAUGGUAUUUGUUGCAAGGAACUCAAGGACGAAGACGAUAGAAUUCUGAUAGAUCCUGAUGUUAUCCGCGACAUCAUUAUUGGAUUGUCGGAUGGCCUGACUGUUCCCUUCGCGCUGACAGCUGGUCUGUCUGGCUUAGGGACUUCAAGAAUAGUCGUUGUCGGUGGCCUUGCAGAACUCAUUGCUGGUGCCAUAUCAAUGGGAAUAGGUGGCUUCCUUGCAUCCCAGGCUGAGCGGGAUCAUUAUCGGUUCUUGCAACGUCAUACCUACUCACGGGUGAUGCGGAGUUGUAUGGGGGAAAUGGAGAGAGAGGUAUACGCCGUUUUGAGUCCCGUCGGUGUCGAUGAAUCGACCUCCCAUGCUGUUGCGAAUUGCCUGCGGAAAAUAGAAGAUGAGCGCGGUGUUGACGGAGGUAAAACUGCACCUGCCGAUGAGGAGAAACUAUCGCGGGGGAUGAAGAGCGACUCUGGGCUAACGCCUUUCUUACUGAAAUUUGGAGAGGGGAUGGAGGAAGUUCCGACUCGCCGACUGUACAUCUCCGCGUUCACUAUCGGCAUGGGAUACCUCCUUGGUGGUAUCAUCCCCCUUCUCCCAUAUUUCUUCAUUCCUCGAGCAAUUGAAGCACUGAAAUAUUCUUGCAUAAUUACUGGGAUAGUUCUCCUCAUAUUUGGUGCCGUCAAAGGUCGAGUCACGGGAGUAGCGAAAAGUAUCUGGGGGUACAUUUGGGGAGCGGUCAGUACGAUGGCUGUUGGCGGAUUUGCUGCCGCUGCAGCCUACGGUCCUCCUCCUCCAUACCAGCAACAUGCUCCAACACAAGCAUUCCGUCCUAACUAUCCUCACUCCAUUGCGCAAGGACACACAUAUAACGGUCACUCCCAUGGCUAUAAUUGUCAUAGAAAUUACGGACAUGGACAUGUACACCAGCCCUCGAUCAUGGUACCUACCCGCCCUGUGUCUCAGAUCGUCAUUCAUUCUAGGUACAAUGAAACCGAUCAUCUCCUUCCGAGAAGAAGGCAUAGAAACGAUGGCCCAGGAUGUUGCUGCUUCACAAUUAUUGGAGCUAUAUUCAUUGUUGUGGUGUUUUAUAUCAUCCAAUUCGUCUCGUCUAUGCCCAUCGAUGAAGUAACUUGGACCAAUCUCGAAUCUCAUUCCUGUACCACUUAUGCAACAAGGGAGUACGUAGCAGAACUCAACGUCUCACCUUGGAACCCCCAGAGGACGAAAAUCUAUGCGAAUAUGUUGCGCUCAAGCACGGUGAUCGGACAUUUCGCUAUCGACCAUGACGAACUAGACUGUGUCACCUACUGGAGUGGAUAUAGGAAUUGGGGAUGUACCGCUAAAGGCUCGAAGAAGAGGCACAUUGAGCAACAUCUCAUGAACGUGCCGGCCAACGCAGACUAUAAGGAAUUUUGUGCGACAACGCCUGCUCGUUUCCUAGACCGGGAAUUCUCUGGUGCAGACUCGUGCGUAAAUAGUAUCUGGGGUGUCUAUGGGCAAUGGUUCAUCUACGACCCUAGUUGUUGA